Molecule: messenger RNA, 1060 nt
Organism: Effrenium voratum
Lineage: Eukaryota; Dinophyceae; Suessiales; Symbiodiniaceae
Source: the annotation of a GenBank genome assembly
CUCAACGGGAGCUUCCGUGAGCGCUGUCUCGCGAAAGCGCACAUCGCAUGUCGGAUGGCCUUCGCUAUGCGUUGGACUGCCGUUGGCUUGGGACUCACCGCGGCAUCUGCGGCCUUGACCUUCGCGGACCUCGACGCGCUGCCGAAGUCCGAGUCCCUGGCCGACGGCUUCAAGGUGUCCUUAGUCCGGCCGGAGGACGAGCCCACCAACUCGGGCACGAAGACCAUCGUGCCGCAGUCCAGUUUGGAGCUGCUGAGCGAAGAGGAGCGCAAGACCUUGGAGGACUAUGACGCGAUCUUCGAGAAGUACUCCAUGUUCUGCAACGGUAGGUGGCUGGGAGUGCAGGUUCUGCAAGACUCCCAGGACCUGAUGUACCUGCAGCACAUUGUGUACAUGAAGAAGCCGGACGUGAUCAUCGAAACUGGCACCUACAAGGGUGGUCUCACCUACUUCUUUGCCACGAUCCUGGAUUGGAUCGAGCGGGAGGAGGGCAAGAGCGGGCAAGUGAUCUCUGUGGAUCGUCAUCCUCCACAGCUGGUCUUCGCCGCGAACUGGUUCUGCCCCCCCUGCGGGGACUGUGUGCGCGCCUUCGACACGCCGGUGUGGCAGCGCAAGGUUCGCUUCAUCCAGGGCUUGGCGGAUGAGCAGGACACCUUUCAAGAGGUCGCCGCGAACCUUGUGGAGCUGGGCAGCCUGCUACCUCCGGACCAGGAGCAUCAGGAGGGCGUCUUCGGUGUGAAUCAGAGUCAGACCGUCGUGGUGAACCUGGACGCGAAUCACGAGUUCAACGGCCUGCUGAAGGAGCUCAUCUACUACGCUCCCUUCGUGUCCCAGAACUCCUACUUGAUUGUCCAAGACGCCAAGCUGGACAAGAUCUGGGGCACCCCGGGUCCCACCGCGGCCUUGAACGCCUUUCUGCGCCUGGCGCCGGAGGGCGAGUUUGUGGUGGAAGACGAGCUGAAGUUCCACGGGUACUCCCAGCACAUCUACCUGCGCCGUCAGCGAGUCACGGUGUCGCACUCCCACUUCAUGGAUGCAGCGAUGCAGAUGUCGCGAUGAA